Messenger RNA from Sclerotinia sclerotiorum 1980 UF-70, 792 nucleotides. Lineage: Eukaryota; Fungi; Ascomycota; Leotiomycetes; Helotiales; Sclerotiniaceae. The record is from the annotation of a RefSeq genome assembly.
AUGUGUAAAGUAAAUGAGCCCUCUUUAGAGGCUGCGUCAUACACUCCACACAUAUGUAAGUUUGGUAUUAAAACUUAUGAUGAUCCAUUUAACACACGAGCCUUGAUACGUGAGGACAAUAAGGAUAAAGUUGGUAUUUAUUGUUGGUUUAACAAAGUUAACGGUAAAUUCUAUAUAGGUAGCGGUGAUCCUUUAUACGCAAGAUUAAGUGACUACUACCAAGAUUGAUAUUUUUCUACUCGUGCUAAUUUAUACAUAAUUAGAGCUUUAAGUAAACAUAGUAUGUUAAAAUUUUCUCUGGUUAUUUUAGAGUACACCACAAGCGAUAAGCUGAUCGCUUGUGAACAAAAAUGAAUUGAUUUACUAAAACCUGAGUAUAAUCUUAGUCCUAUGGCUGGUAGCUCUAAAGGUUAUAGACAUACAGACGAAUCUUUAGAGAAAAUACGUAAAGCAACCUUAGGUAGAACUCAUACUAGUGAGGUAAGACAACUUAUGAGAGAGUCUCGUAUAGGUGUUAAUAAUCCUUUUUAUGGCAAAAAGCACUCUGAAGAAGCAAUAGCUUCUUUAAGACUUGCUGCUACGAAUAGAACCAAGCCGGCUGUUCCUGGUAUCGAAGUAGAGAUUACAGAUCUUGAAACUAAUAUUACUACGACGUAUGCAUCUAUAAGAAAAGCAGCUGAUGCCAUUAACUCGGAUAUAAAAUCUUUAAGUCGUCGAGAGAAAUUGCAGAUAGAAAAAGGUAUUAACACAGCUUAUAGAAAUAAAUACAUGAUAGUGUUUAAAAGACCUUAA